AUGUCGACAGGCAUAUCAUCCGGCAGAGGUGCCUCAGGGCCAGGCACACGCACAGCCUACCGCCUGCCCACUCUUUCUGCCGAAGCCAACAAGAAUGUCCUUUCGCUUCUCCGUCUCAUCAUCAUCUUCCUCAUCGCAGGCGCCGCCGUGUCGUCGCGUCUCUUUGCUGUUGUCCGACACGAGAGUAUCAUCCACGAGUUUGACCCUUGGUUCAACUUCCGCGCCACCAAGGUGUUGACGACCGAUGGCUUUUAUCGCUUCUGGAAUUGGUUCGAUGCUACAGCAUGGUAUCCCUUGGGUCGUGCUGCUGGUGGCACUGCGUAUCCCGGUCUCAUGGUGACAUCCGGUGCCAUCUACAACUUGUUCCACUCGCUUAAUAUCCCCGUCGACAUUCGAAACAUUUGCGUUCUGCUCGCACCCGCCUUCUCCGGCCUUACCGCGUGGGCAACUUACAUGUUCACUGCAGCGAUGAAGGACGAUGCUGCCGGCCUGCUGGCUGCCGCCUUUAUCGGUAUCGCCCCUGGCUACAUCUCGAGAUCCGUCGCUGGAUCGUACGACAACGAGGCGAUUGCCAUCUUCUUGCUCAUGAUGACCUUCUACCUCUGGAUCAAGGCGCUCAAGGACGGCUCGGCGCUGUGGGGUGUCGCUACCGCCCUCUUCUACUUCUACAUGGUCGCUGCAUGGGGUGGAUAUGUCUUUAUUACCAACAUGAUCCCCUUGCAUGCGCUGGUGCUCAUCCUCAUGGGAAGAUUUAGCUCGCGCCUCUACGUGUCCUACUCGAGCUUCUACGCCCUCGGCACUCUUGCUUCGAUGCAGGUGCCUUUCGUCGGCUUCCAGCCCGUUCGCACCAGCGAACACAUGGCUGCCCUUGGCGUCUUUGGCCUUCUCCAGCUCGUCGCUUUUGUCGAGCUCGUCCGAUCGCACGUGCCCAGCAAGCAGUUCAAGCUGCUGCUCGUCGCCUUUGUCGUGGCCGUCGCCGCGCUUGCCUUUGGCGCUCUCGUCGCGCUGACGUAUGCCGGCUACGUCGCACCCUGGACCGGUCGCUUCUACUCGCUUUGGGAUACAGCUUACGCCAAAAAGCAUAUACCUAUCAUUGCCUCGGUCUCGGAACAUCAGCCUCCCGCCUGGCCGGCGUUUUUCUUCGACUUGGAGAUGCUCAUCUUCCUCUUCCCCGUCGGCGUGUUUUUACUGUUCAAGGAGUUGCGCGAUGAACACGUGUUUGUCAUCAUCUAUGCGGUCAUGGCCAGCUAUUUCGCUGGAGUCAUGGUCCGACUCAUGUUGACGCUCACUCCUGUGGUUUGUGUCAGCGCAGCGAUUGCCAUGAGCACGCUGUUGCAGACGUAUCUCGAUCCUAAGGAGCCGACGCCCGUUGUGGAGGGGGAGGGGACCGAUGCGGUGGAGGAUGCGAGAUCCUCGACGCGUGCGUCAGCGACGACGACGACCGCUGGUUCGCGCAGGGCAGCUGUAGCCGAGAGUUUGAGCUCCACGGACUCAGACCUCUUGAGACCCGCUUCGCCUGUGUUCGGGGGGUCCAGCUCCAAAUUUGGCGUAUUUGGGCUCGACUCACGCUUCUUCGUCACGAUCUACUCGCUGCUGCUGCUGCUUGUAUUUGUGCUGCACUGCACGUUUGUCACUUCCACCGCUUACUCUUCGCCCUCGGUGGUGCUGGCCUCACGCAACGCCGACGGAUCGCAGCACAUCAUUGACGAUUUCCGCGAAGCCUACUACUGGCUGCGCCAGAACACCGCCUCGGACGCCAAGGUCAUGUCGUGGUGGGACUACGGCUACCAGAUCUCGGGCAUGGCUGACCGUCCCACGCUGGUGGACAACAACACAUGGAACAACACGCACAUCGCCACGGUCGGCAAAGCGAUGUGCUCGAACGAGGAGCGAUCCUACCCGAUCCUGCGCAAGCACGACGUAGACUACGUGCUGAUCAUCUUUGGCGGUCUGCUUGGAUUCAGUGGCGACGAUAUCAACAAGUACCUGUGGAUGAUCCGCAUCGCACAAGGAGUGUGGCCGGACGAGGUGAGGGAGAUCGACUACUUUACGCCGCAAGGUCAGUACAAGGUGGACGAUGGCGCGACCAAGACGAUGCGGGAAAGCUUGUUGUACAAGAUGAGCUACUAUCGAUUCAACGAUCUGUUUGGAGGUAGGCCGGGAAUGGAUCGCGUCAGGCAGACACCCGGGCCGACCAAGAGCCCGGAGCUGGACCAUCUGGAUGAAGCGUUCACGUCCGAGAACUGGAUCGUGCGCAUCUACGAGGUCAAGAAACCGGAUGCGCUGGGUCGAGAUCUGCCGGGGGUAAAGGCGUUUGAGGGCGGUAAGCGCAGGAAGCGCGCUUUUGCGCUACCUGCCCCGGCGGCGGGGGGUAAAAAGUAA
This is a messenger RNA of Sporisorium graminicola, 2382 nucleotides long. RefSeq lists its product as uncharacterized. Gene Ontology annotation, molecular function: dolichyl-diphosphooligosaccharide-protein glycotransferase activity. NCBI's taxonomy places the organism in Eukaryota, Fungi, Basidiomycota, Ustilaginomycetes, Ustilaginales, Ustilaginaceae. The coding region runs from base 1 to 2382 and encodes 793 amino acids. The transcript has a single exon. The record is from RefSeq and is a predicted model, not a curated record. Gene Ontology annotation, biological process: post-translational protein modification. Gene Ontology annotation, cellular component: membrane.